CUAUAGGCCUCAGGAGUGCAAGUCGCUGAUGAAGUAUGUCGUAUUUUUUAUGACAUGAAAGUUAGGAAAUGCUCCACACCAGAAGAAAUCAAGAAAAGAAAGAAGGCUGUCAUUUUCUGUCUCAGUGCAGACAAAAAGUGUAUCAUUGUUGAAGAAGGCAAGGAGAUCUUGGUUGGAGAUGUUGGUGUAACCAUCACUGAUCCAUUCAAGCAUUUUGUGGGAAUGCUUCCUGAAAAAGAUUGCCGCUACGCUUUGUAUGAUGCAAGCUUUGAAACUAAGGAAUCCAGAAAAGAAGAGUUGAUGUUUUUUUUGUGGGCACCAGAACUAGCACCUCUGAAAAGUAAAAUGAUCUACGCAAGCUCUAAGGAUGCAAUCAAAAAGAAAUUUCAAGGCAUAAAACAUGAAUGUCAAGCAAAUGGGCCAGAAGAUCUCAAUCGGGCUUGUAUCGCUGAGAAGCUAGGUGGAUCCCUAAUUGUAGCUUUCGAAGGAUGCCCCGUGUAGCUUCAUCAUUCAGUGCCACAAAUCAAAAGCUUCCGUCUUUAAAGUUACCUUCUUGCUAUAUAAGUAAAGCAAAUAUUAUUUAGGCCAGGGUCUCACUGAGGGGAACUGUCCUGUCAUCUUUUAGACUUAGCUACAUAUUCUAUAAACACAUGCAAAUGGCCCUAAAUAAAUCUAAAGUCUACAGUUUUAUUGGUGUGAAAUUAAAUUCCUAUUGGCUAAACGCCUGUUUUGAUGUGUUAACUUACACAGAUUUUUAAGCUCAUGAUUUUUAAUAAUGCAUUUUACAGGACAGUACAAGGCCAUGUGAAGAAAAUUACAUCUUUGUUAACCUCAGCAGUUUCUUUCUUUUGCUUAAGAGAAUUGGUCAUAAUCUGAUUUUAAUUUUGGCCCAAAUUCUUUAUUCUUCCUUGAGCUAAACAGCGUAAUGGGGUACAAUUCUCCUUGUAUGUGUGCAACACUAACACACUAACAACAGUAAGAUUAAGUGAGGCGGUCUUGUACUCCCACCACCUGAGUAAUCGAGACUGCCUUAGAACUGUGGCCACUGCAGUCCAUGCUGAUCUUGCAAAAAGCGCUAUUUCAAGCACAUUAUUGGCACACAGGAAGCAGCCCCUGCACUUGCGCUUGCUAGUUGGAGACUGUUCUGCAAGAGUCACUUCGCAUCUUGGAAAUCAUGAUGUGUUCUCAGGAGAAUGUGCAGUGUCUUCUAAUGACUAAAUAUGCAAAUUAGGGCUCCACUGUAAUCUGCUUUGUUAAUGAAAAUGUCAGUAUAUUGACAAGCUAGAACACCGUGAUAUCUUUGAUUGUGUCUCCUUCAGAAGUUUGCUGCUUCUGGUACAGUACGUAAGGUAUGGAAGACUACUGAAUACCUUUGCUCUGGGCCUGGGAGAACUUAACCUAGAGCAUACACUUGUCAUUAGCUGAAUAUGAGAUGGGGAGCAGGUACCAGGGAGGACACUUGCAAGGAGCCACUACCCAGUGACACUUGGAUGCACUUGUCAUUAACAUCACAGGCGCAACACUUGGAACAAUACAGAGAUGCACGAACAGUUGAACUUAGAAGUAGCAGUACUGGCUUUAUGUAAUAAAGGAAGCAUUUUUAACUUA
Molecule: messenger RNA, 1608 nt
Organism: Tupaia belangeri chinensis (Chinese tree shrew)
Lineage: Eukaryota; Metazoa; Chordata; Mammalia; Scandentia; Tupaiidae
Gene: DSTN
Product: destrin, actin depolymerizing factor
Exons: 3
Coding region: 55-501 (148 amino acids)
Biological process (GO): actin filament depolymerization
Cellular component (GO): actin cytoskeleton
Molecular function (GO): actin binding
Source: RefSeq, a predicted model, not a curated record